AUAGCCGGCUGCUGGGUGGCAGCUGCAGCAGAAGAAGAGGGGAGCCGCACAGCGGGCGGAGGGGCCCGGACAACAACAGCAGAAGCCUCAGCAGCAGCAGCAGCAGCAGCACUAGCACUCUGGGGCGACGGCGAGGACGGCACCUCGUACCCUGCCCAACAUGGGGCCCCAGAGCGGGUGAAGGAGGAGGAAAAUAACCAUCACAACAACAGUAAGGACGGGGCUUACCUCGAACCCCAAGCAGCCGCUGCCACCACCAGAUGGGAAAAUACCUCCUUUAAGAGAUGCAAUACCAUAAUCUCACACAAGAGGAUAAUAGUCUCCUCAUGCUAAUAUUAUAAGGGCUGCAAGUGAAGACAACACGCUGCUGCAUUUUGACCCUUCUUGAAGAUAUUGCUGUGGUCAGAUAGUGAAAAGAGGUUUCUGCUCCAUGACAACAUGUCAUUAAGAGAUCUCAGCCCUCGGCAUGGUGCAAAAUCCCGCAGUAUGCAGAGAGCUUCAACGAUCGAUGUUGCCUCUGACAUGAUAGGUUUGUCUCUGACAGGAAAUAUCCAGGAUCCCGAUGAGCCAAUCUUAGAAUUCAGUUUAGCUUGCAGUGAGCUGCUUACUCCAUCGCUAGAUAGGAAGCCAAAUAGUUUUGUAGCAGUGAGCGUAACUACACCUCCUCAGGCCUUUUGGACAAAGCAUGCACAGACAGAAAUUAUCGAGGGAACAAGCAAUCCCAUCUUUCUCAGCAGUAUUGCCUUUUUUCAAGACUCUCUUAUUAAUCAGAUGACGCAAAUAAAACUUUCUGUAUAUGAUGUUAAAGAUAGAUCUCAGGGAACUAUGUAUUUAUUGGGUUCUGUGAUGUUUACUGUAAAAGAUUUACUGAAGGAAAGACACCAUAGGCUGCAUUUAACACUAAGAUCUGCGGAAAGUAUUCGUGUUGGCAACGUUACAGUCAUAGGAUGGCAAAUGGAAGAAAAAACGGACCAAAGACCUCCUGUUACCAGGUCUCCUGAUAUGAUCAAUGGAAGGACUGUGCUGCCUGUUGAUGAAAGUUUAACAGAGUCAUUAGGAAUCCGAUCCAAAUACGCUUCAUUGAGAAAAGAUGCUUUAUUAAAGUCUGUGUUUGGAGGAGCCAUUUGUCGGAUGUAUCGUUUCCCCACCACAGACGGGAACCAUCUGAGAAUAUUGGAGCAAAUGGCAGAGAGUGUGCUCUCCCUACACAUUCCCAGGCAGUUUGUGAAAUUGCUUCUUGAGGAAGAUGCUGCAAGGGUUUGUGAACUUGAGGAACUGGGAGAGCUGUCUCCUUGCUGGGAAAGUCUUCGGCGGCAAAUAGUGACUCAAUACCAAACCAUCAUUCUGACCUACCAGGACAACCUCACAAACCUUCAUCAGUACAAAGGUCCAUCUUUCAAAGCAAGUAGCCUGAAAGCUGAUAAGAAGUUGGAAUUUGUGCCCACGAAUUUACACAUCCAGCGUAUGAGAGUCCAAGACGAUGCAGGUUCAGAUCAAAACUAUGACAUCGUAACCAUAGGAGCACCAGCAGCUCAUUGUCAAGGCUUUAAAUCUGGAGGUCUGCGGAAAAAGCUGCAUAAAUUUGAAGAUGCAAAGAAACACAGUUAUGAGGAAUGUUGCACUGCAACCACAACCCAGUCAAUAAUAUACAUACCACAGGAUAUUAUACGAGCAAAGGAGAUUAUUGCACAAAUCAAUACCCUGAAAACGCAAGUGAGUUACUAUGCAGAAAGACUCUCCAGAGCUGCCAAGGACAGAUCAGCCAAUGGACUCGAAAGAACACUUGCCAUUUUGGCUGAUAAGACAAGGCAGCUUGUCACCGUCUGUGACUGUAAGCUGUUAGCAAAUUCAAUACAUGCACUGAAUGCUGCAAGACCAGAUUAUAUAGCAUCAAAGGCAUCGCCAACCUCUACAGAGGAAGAACAAGUAGUGCUAAGGAAUGACCAAGACACUUUGGUGGCCAGAUGGACAGGCAGAAAUAGUCGCUCUUCUUUGCAAGUAGACUGGCAUGAAGAAGAAUGGGAAAAAGUCUGGAUCAAUGUUGACAAAAGUCUAGAAUGCAUUAUCCAGAGGGUGGAUAAACUUCUCCAGAAAGAGCGAUUACAAAGUGAUAGCUGUGAAGAUGUUUUCCAGUGUGAUGUCAGCUGUUCUAGCAAGAAAGGUAAACGGGAUACCCGUGCAUACUGGAUAAAGCCAAACACCUUAAAUUCAACCUCAGCACCUUCAUCACCCCAAUCAUCACCAUCAUCAUCUCCAUCAUCAUCUCCAUCCAUAUCAUCCUCUGCAUGCCAUUGUCCCAGAAUCACAAAUUCCAGCCCUACUCCUGAAGAAUCCUGCCCAGGUGAAUGGAGCGAGGCUCUUUACCCGCUGCUGACAACACUCACAGACUGUGUGGCCAUGAUGAGUGACAAAGCAAAGAAAGCCAUGGUCUUCCUCUUGAUGCAAGAUAGCGCCCCGACAAUAGCUCUUUAUCUGAGUCUUCAGUACCGGAGGGAUGUUGUCUUUUGCCAAACUCUUACAGCCCUGAUCUGUGGCUUUAUCAUCAAGCUGAGGAACUGCCUGCAUGAUAAUGGAUUCCUGAGGCAGCUUUACACCAUUGGCCUGCUGGCACAGUUUGAAAGCCUUUUGAGCACUUAUGGCGAAGAGCUGGCAAUGCUGGAGGAUAUGAGUUUGGGAAUAAUGGACUUGAGGAACGUGACAUUUAAAGUAACUCAGGCCACAUCUAAUGCAUCUGCUGACAUGCUGCCAGUCAUCACAGGAAACCGUGAUGGGUUUAAUGUGCGGAUUCCAUUGCCAAGCACCUUGUUUGAUGCGCUGCCCCGUGAGAUUCAGAGUGGCAUGUUGCUGCGAGUUCAACCUGUUCUGUUUAAUGUGGGAAUCAACGAACAACAAACCUUAGCAGAGAAAUUUGGAGACACCUCAUUGCAAGAAAUGAUUAACAUGGAAAGCUUAGUGCGACUGAAUUCUUACUUUGAGCAGUUUAAAGAAGUUUUACCUGAAGACUGUCUACCUCGAUCCCGUAGUCAAACGUGCCUCCCUGAACUUUUGCGAUUUCUAGGACAGAAUGUACAUGCAAGGAAAAAUAAGAAUGUUGAUAUUCUUUGGCAAGCUGCUGAGAUUUGCCGCAGACUAAAUGGAGUCCGGUUUACAAGCUGUAAAAGUGCCAAGGACAGGACUGCCAUGUCAGUGACCCUAGAGCAGUGCCUAAUAUUGCAGCAUGAACAUGGCAUGGCCCCACAGGUCUUCACACAGGCCCUGGAGUGCAUGAGGAGUAUUGGAACACGGGAGGUAGUCACCCAGAAGAACUUGUGUGGCCUGGUGCCCAUCCGGGAUUUCAGGCUAGAUCCCAGUCUUCUCUACUCUAUUCCUUUACUAGCUCUGAGCCCCAAUUUACUGAUUGUGUGGCUGUUUCUGAGCGUGGCUUACCUGGUGGCCAGAUUACGUUGCAAAUGAAGAUAAGUUUAAAAAACAAAUAAAGCAAAAAUCCAAUGAAGUGCCAGAAUUAUUUAUUGCCACCUGGUACCUAUUUGUCAAAAAGGAAUGUCUCAUAGCAUUGUCUGCCAAGAAUUAUUAUUAUUAUGCCUUACAAUUUUGUGUUUCUAUUGUAUUAAAUCUGUAAAUACACAUCAAAUUAUUUUAUGAAAAGGAAUUGUAUUGAAUGCUUACACUGUUGUUACACUUUCAGUGCUUGUAACAUAGUUUGACAGCAGCCUGAAGAUUAAUUUCUCUUAUCAAAUAUUUUUCAGGCAUCCAAAUCCUGUGUAUCUUUCUCUCACUCUUUAAUCACAUACAGUUUUGUUUCACAUGUUUCAUGUAUUCGGGAGAAAGGAACUCUGUCUAAAGAGAAUUUGUAUCUUUUUUGUAUAUUCUUAAUGGUAUGUCAUUCUUGCCUUUCAUAUUAACGUGAUAACGCAAACAAAAAAGGUGGGGGUUGUAACUGUUAUCUAAACAGAUAUACUAACAUACCUUUCUGCUUUGAUUUUUACCCAUACUUCCUAAAUUAUGAUUAUCAGAGCUUCUAACUACAUGUAUAUCCUUUUCUCAUAGUAAGAUCAAUUGCAACAUAUUAUAUCCAUUUUGAAAAUAAUUAACUUGAACAGCAGUAUACUGCAUGCAAUAUACUUUCAGUAUAUUUAUAUAACUACUUUUUUAUUCUAUCAAAAAGAGGAGAAUGUAGAAAGUGUAGCUUAUUUGGUCAUCUAUAAUUCUAUUUGCAUCUUCUUUGGAGAAAUAUUUUUAUAUUCUAUGGUAAUACCAUGUGUGAAUAGUAAUAUUUAAUAUUGCCAUAAAAGAUGCACUAAUUCAUUCAGCUCAGAGUUAAACAUUAAACUUUAAAAUAUCUGAGAGAUUCUUACAUAUAUCGGUAAGUGUCCCUAGAAAAAUUAUACUAAAAUUCCAGUGGGCAACAGGGAGUUAUCACUUAUUUUCUACAUGGUUAUUUAGUGAAAAUAAUUGGAUAUUAAAAGUAGCAACAAAACUUUGACAAGAUUUCUAAAUGUUAUGUUCUGUUGCACUACAUCCCACUUAAAUUAAUAUACUGGAUCUCAUUAAUUUGGACUGCCAACAUAAAAGGAGAAUGCAGCCUUGCAUGCUGCUAUUCAUGGAGUGAUUUGUAUGUUACCAGAGUUAAAUGGGAACGGCUUCUAUAGUUAGAUGCUAGUAUGCUCUAGAACAGUGGUUCUCAAUCUGUGGGUCCCCAGGUGUUUUGGCCUACAACUCCAGAAAUCCCUGCCAGUUUACCAGCUAUUAAGAUUUCUGGGAGUUGAAGACCAAAACUGCUGGGGACCCACAGAUUGAGAACCACUGCUCUAGAAAUAUUUAUAGCAAGCAGUGAUUUCAUUAUCAUUACAACAUCACUUUUGCCCUAGAUGCCAAAGUUUCCUGCCCCAUGAAACUUAUUCCUGCAAAUUUUACUAGCAUAGUGUACAUAUGAUCUGCCUUUGCAGGGGCAAGAACCACAAGACUUAAGUAAUGGUAACAUUAUUUAAUGGUAAUAACAGAUCCUGUGACAAAUUUAUUACAACAUAUUGCAAGAUUUCCCUCAUAUGGAAUGCCAUAGAUCAAGAUUAUUUCAAUUUAUAAGACACCUUUUUCUAAACAAGUUUGAAGGUGUACCACUUCAUCCAUCCCUUGGAAAUUUCCACUGCAUGCACUGAGCUUUUUCAUAUGAGGAAGCAGCCAGUUGUCCCAUUAAUUGUACCAACAGAAAUCUUCUUCCAACAACCAGGCAAGGAAACAUAAUAUGACCCAUAUUAUUAAUAAAUAUAUGAAUAUUACGUGGGUCCACAAUCCUUUAAAAAACUAUCCAAUUAUAUGAACCUGAUAAAUUCAAUACCUUGGACAAUUACUUUGAAGUUUAGCUCAAAAUCUAGUGUGCGAUCACUCCCCUUCUGAGACCGAAGCUUACAGCUGGCGCUAUGGACUCGUUUAUUUUUGAGCUUUAUUUGCAAAUAAUCUGACCUUUGCUUCUGCAACGUUGGAGAUUUUGGGCUAAAUCCAAAGUUAGUCUUAACUAAAGCAAGAUGGCUAAGUCCCACCAAUUUGUGGAUACCUUUUAGUGAUAUUAAUUGGCAUUUGCCCCAGGUGAAAAGCACUUAGCCCUAGUUUUUUCUUUUAGACUGCAUGCAGCUGUUAGCAUUUCAUAUCUUUUGCAAUGCUGGCUAUAACUGAUGAGAAUUUAGACCAACAACAUCUGGAGCACUGUAUCAUUCUAGCCUUGAUUUAGUCUAUUGGUACCUGCUCUGCAUAUGCAGUUUUGUUUCUAUAUUUAAGUUUAGAAGAAAUUGGUAUCGCUUCUAAUGAAUUUGGAUGUCAUCCUGUAUCUACAGAUAUAUCCAGCCCUCCAUAUCCACCAUUUCAACCAUCCAUGGCUGAAAAUAUUCCAAAAUUCCAAAAAGCAAGCCUUAAUUUUGCCAUUUCAAAUAAGGGUCACCAUACCGCUAUGGUAAAAUACAGUGUUUUGGGGAAAGGAUAAUAAAAUAACUUCUCCAUGAAAUCAAACUGUUUAUAUUAUAGUUGAAUUAAAGAUAUCAGCUCGGCCCAGUUUUGUAAAAGGCUGAAAAAAGGUAAAGGGGAUAUUAAUCCUAUUGAUUUCAACAUGAGACAUAACCAUUGGCUUUAUCCUCUCCCCAAAAUCAAAAAAGCUUUUAAAAAGAAUUUUCGUGACUGGAUCUUGCCUUAUGUUGCUCAUGGAAUAAAUGAUUAUAAAUCAAACCCCAGUGCACUUUGUAAACAAUGUUGCUCCGGUUUGACAAAGAGCAUGUUAAAUGUUUCUGUCCUUAGUUGUUAAAAUAUGAAUGAGCUAUAUCGCAGCCAUAUGUUUUUAACGCUUCUGCUCUGGCAUGAAACCACCUUUAUUUUAUUUUGUUUUCUUCUGUGUUCAAAGGAGCCAAAGAAAGAAAAUUAGGAAAUAUAUUUUGAUGGUCUAAGUAAAUUCAUGUAUAUUGAAAUGAUGUGCUUCCUUGUAUAGCCAUUUUUAAACACUGUGUGUUCAUAAAAUUGAGUGGCCUUUGCAAUGGAUUUCAGGAUUAUGAUAAAUAAGUGCAAUAGAGUUUAGAACCCAGGCUCUAAAUGUUAAAGUAGCCACAUUGUAGCAUUGCUGGGUGACUUGUAGUCUGUAUCAGGUGGGGCAUCUCUUCCUUCCCAUAUUGUGUGUGCUCUUCUCUUUGCUCUGUUCACAAGCUCUUUCAUUGCCAGUAUUUAACCUAGGAUUAAGAGAUCUGACAGUACUGUUCACCCCUUCUCCUUUUCUCCUUGAAUUUUCUCCUUCCUUUCUCUUUCUUCUGGAUCAUGGUUUCUGGAUAACAAGGUUAACUGAGAUUCCCAUAGGAAGUAGGAUUUAAAGGUGGCUUACUGUCCUUGGUUAAUAAGGAACCUGGUUAGUUAUAGUUAACAUUGGUACAUGCUAACAGUAAACCACUGUUAAAUCCUGGAAAUGAAGAGAGUGGAUAUUUGCCUUGGAGAAGAAUAAGGAAGGAGUUGGAUAAAUCCAUAGCCCCCAUGAUUUCCCAGGUUAGAUACUUAGCAGCAUUAUAUGUGUGAUAGAUAAAUAUAAGGAAAUUUUGUAUAGCUAAAUGAAAAGUUUCUUGAAUUUGGUUGAGGUUUGGAUAUGAAAAAGUCAUCCCUCCCAAAACCAACCAAAAAGUGUACAAGUUUCAGGGACAGUGACUGUGUUAGUGCUCAUUUAUUUUCUUCAAACAGAUUGUUUGUGCUUGACAGGUUAUCCAGUUAUUCUUCCAACCUUCAGUAUAGCCGUUGCUGAACUAUUAUGGAGGGAAUCGUUAUUUAAAAACAUUUAGUUAGAAAAUGGCAUUUUCUUUCAUUGUUGAUAAGUGUCUGUGUGCAAUAAAAUGACAUAUUGUGCCAUGAAAUAUUUGAGAACACUAGAAAGAUAGACAUGCAUUGCAGCAAAAUACAUUGCUUUUCAGAACAGCCACUGGGCAUAGCAUGUCUCUAUUUCAUGCGCAUCAUUGUUUAGUGAUUUCACAACUUUUGAUAUUUGCAAUGGCAAAUGAUUCAAGCACCCAUUCAAGUAUGUUAAUGAUGUGAAGUAAUUGCCUCAUUUCAUUACAGUUUAAAUAUUUGGGCUUUUUUGUUUUUGUUUUUUUGUUUUUACCGCUGUCAUUUUCUUUUGUGCUUGUCUUUCU
Anolis carolinensis (green anole) is the source of this 7646-nucleotide messenger RNA. It is a transcript of the gene inpp4a, whose product is annotated as inositol polyphosphate-4-phosphatase type I A. The record is from RefSeq and is a predicted model, not a curated record. Gene Ontology annotation, cellular component: cytoplasm. The transcript has 26 exons. Bases 439 to 3453 code for a protein of 1004 amino acids. Gene Ontology annotation, molecular function: phosphatidylinositol-3,4-bisphosphate 4-phosphatase activity. Lineage: Eukaryota; Metazoa; Chordata; Lepidosauria; Squamata; Anolidae.